Messenger RNA from Durio zibethinus, 486 nucleotides. The record is from RefSeq and is a predicted model, not a curated record. Lineage: Eukaryota; Viridiplantae; Streptophyta; Magnoliopsida; Malvales; Malvaceae.
AUGGAGGAGCAGUUGUUUGAUGAGGUGAUCAUGGCAGCUAUAACACAAACUCCAAACAUUGAAAAAAUCCAAAACGAGAUUGCUAAGAACUUAGGCCUGAAAUUUGAUGAGGCAAGCCUGGAUGCAAGGAGAGUUCAGCUACGUGAUCGACUCAAGAAACAGAAGAAGGUUCUUAUUAUUUUGGAUAAUAUUUGGGUGACAUUGGAUAUGAAUGUUCUUGGACUUCCUUCUAGAUUGGCCCAAAAAUGUGCAGAACUUCCAAUCGCCAUUGCAACAAUUGCAAAUACUUUGAAGAGUAAGAAAACUUUGUUUGAAUUGAGGAAUGCUUUGCAAGAGCUUAAAAGGCUUUCUUUCAGAAACUUCAAAAGCAAACAGGGUGACGUAUAUCCAACAGAGGUUGCAAAAGGUUGGUUUGGGCAGAUUCCGGUCAGGUUGAAUUCUUAUUUGGGAUCACUUCGGCUCUUAGUUGAUUUCAGAUUUAAAUAA